AUGGAAAAGCUAAUUUUCAAUUUACGAGAAGAAAAAGCAAAUACCUAUAAAGAUGACAACAAAUCUGAACAGCAAACUUAUUUAUCAGAUAAUUCAUCUGACGAUUUGUCAGAUGAAGAUUUUGAACAAUUUGAUGAUGAGUUUAGUUCAGAUAAUGAUAACUCCAAUGAGCCAGAUCAUGACUGGAUUUUAAUUUGGGCAUUCAAGUUUCAAGAAAGAUUCAUGCUUUCAAAAGUCGGGUUGUAUGAUAUUGAUACCAUAGUUUUAAAAAAUGCAGAUACUAAUAGUCCAGGGUUCAAAUGCACACAUACUGAAUUUCCUGAUUAUCCAUUAUGGUCUAAACGUGAACCCUGUGGGUCUGAAUUGUUAGUUAAAGUACCAGUAACUGAUGGGUAUAUUUGGCGUCCUAAAAUGGUAUACCUAUUACCAUGUUUAAGAACACAAAUAUCCAUAAUGUAUCAAAGCCCAG
Molecule: messenger RNA, 469 nt
Organism: Dentiscutata erythropus
Lineage: Eukaryota; Fungi; Glomeromycota; Glomeromycetes; Diversisporales; Gigasporaceae
Source: the annotation of a GenBank genome assembly